AUGCAGUGUGGGCCUCCCGACAUGGUCUGCGAGACGAAGAUCGUGGCCGCCGAGGACCAUGAGGCGCUGCCGGGGGCCAAGAAGGACGCGCUGCUUGUCGCUGCCGGCGCUAUGUGGCCCCCUCUGCCCGCGCCUGGGCCCGCCGCCCCGCUACCAGCGCCCGCGCCCCCGCCCCGAAGCCGCCCGGAUGGCGCAGGGGGUGCGGGGCCUCCGGAGGGGCGCGGUGUGUGCAUCCGCGAGUUCCGCGCCGCGGAACAGGAGGCGGCGCGCCGCAUCUUCUACGACGGCAUCAUGGAGCGCAUCCCCAACACGGCCUUUCGCGGCCUGCGGCAGCAUCCGCGCACACAGCUACUCUACGCCCUGCUGGCGGCGCUCUGCUUCGCUUUGACCCGGUCACUGCUGCUGACCUGUCUGGUGCCGGCCGGGCUGCUGGGCCUACGUUACUACUACAGCCGCAAGGUGAUCCUCGCCUACCUCGAGUGCGCCCUGCACACCGACAUGGCCGACAUAGAGCAGUACUACAUGAAGCCACCUGGCUCCUGCUUCUGGGUGGCUGUGCUGGAUGGCAACGUGGUGGGCAUUGUGGCAGCGCGGAGCCAUGAGGAGGACAACACGGUAGAGCUGCUGCGCAUGUCUGUGGACUCUCGCUUCCGUGGCAAGGGCAUCGCCAAGGCGCUGGGCCGCAAGGUGCUGGAGUUUGCCCUGGUGAACAACUACUCGGCGGUGGUGCUGGGCACGACGGCCGUCAAGGUGGCCGCGCACAAGCUCUACGAGUCUCUGGGUUUCAGACACAUGGGUGCGAGUGACCAUUACGUGCUGCCCGGCAUGACCCACUCGCUGGCCGAGCGCCUCUUCUUCCAGGUUCGCUACCACCGCUACCGCCUGCAGCUGCGCGAGGAGUGACCGCCCGCUGCCCGCCCACCUGCCUGCCCGCCUGCCGCUCCCGGCCACCCACUGCCCACCCUCCCCACGUCUGCCUACCACCUGCCUGCCGCUCGCCUCCGGCUCAGCCCUGCUCCCAGACACUC
This is a messenger RNA of Chrysochloris asiatica (Cape golden mole), 1028 nucleotides long. RefSeq names its product N-acetyltransferase 8-like (GCN5-related, putative) (gene ASPNAT). The transcript has 3 exons. Bases 1 to 903 code for a protein of 300 amino acids. NCBI's taxonomy places the organism in Eukaryota, Metazoa, Chordata, Mammalia, Afrosoricida, Chrysochloridae. Gene Ontology annotation, molecular function: L-aspartate N-acetyltransferase activity. Gene Ontology annotation, cellular component: mitochondrial membrane. The record is from RefSeq and is a predicted model, not a curated record.